ACUCUCUUUUUUCUCAUGAGCCUUUGGCUCUAUAAAUUGGAUGGAGACCCUUCCUCGUCAACCUUCUUUCCAACGAACCAAACACUUUCCCUCUCCCCCCUAAUUUUCCCUUCCAUUUUUCCAACCAGCAGCUAACUUCUUCACUCAGACUCAGAAGGUUUUACGUCGUCGUUUUAAACCGAGGAGAAAAUGAAUCACUGUGCGAUGCAGCAGGGCAGUGCUCUCUCAGCAUGCGAAGACAUGAGGUCUUGCUCCAGAGACUCCGUCGUCUGCCCCAAACCUCGCCGCCUCGGCCUCCUCAACGAUCCCGUCAGAUCUUUCCGGUGGCAUUUCGGCCACCAGGCGGAGUUCUGUGAUUCAAAAGCUGGGUCUGACAUUUUAGACAAUAUUCUCACUAAGGGUUCUUUUGGUGUUGAACAAUUUUCGUGUACAGAAAUGGCCUCGCAGCACCCAUUUUAUAGCGGGUCGCCGCCAAGCAGAGUAGCUAACCCAUUAAUUCAGGACGCUCGAUUUGGGGAUGAGCAGCUCAUCUCGUCCUCAUCGCUGUCGCCACAACCUGUCCCGUCAGGUCAAUCAUCGUCUCCUUCCUCGUCCGCGAGGAAAGGAGGCUGUGUUCGGACCAAUUUUGGGAGCAAACCGGCAGUGAGAGUUGAGGGGUUUGAUUGCCGGGACAGGGAUCGGAGGAACUGCAGCAUCCCUACCCUGGCAUAAAGAGCCCGAUUCAAUCAACGAAGGUACAUAGGAGAAAAUCGAGCUUAAGUUUUCUAUACUUGAUAGCAUUGAGAGGAAAUUUUGAAAUUCUCGGAGAGUGAAGGAAGUAGAUCCUUCUGUCUAGUGUACAUAUGUUCGAGGGAUUUGUGUAAAUGAAAUGUGUUGUGUAAGUAAAUAACGAGCGGGGUUCGGAUGUCUUAUUUAGGAGAGGGCUCAGAGGGGGUGUGGCAUUGAGUAGAGAACAGAUUCUGUUUGUGUUUUCUACAACACCACCCCUUGUAUUGUAAAAAUUGAGAGCCCAUUGUGGAAAAGUUUUCAUUGUGUCUCCAUUUAGGUGUUUCGGAGUUUCAGCGAGCGGCUUAUGAAGCGAAUCUGUACAAGUUGAAGUUGCUGUUGGGUCGAUCCGAACAGUCAUUUACAGUGUAAAUAUACCAUUUGUGUUUCUGUUA
Messenger RNA from Pyrus x bretschneideri (Chinese white pear), 1160 nucleotides. RefSeq lists its product as uncharacterized. NCBI's taxonomy places the organism in Eukaryota, Viridiplantae, Streptophyta, Magnoliopsida, Rosales, Rosaceae. The record is from RefSeq and is a predicted model, not a curated record. Bases 190 to 711 code for a protein of 173 amino acids. The transcript has 4 exons.